AUGUGGGUGCGCGAGCUUUUCUGCGAGGUCUGCGAGACUCUCAAGCGGCUCAUAGUCGACAUGCCCUUCGGAAGUCUGUCUGGGUACGACGACCACCUGGACGUGAGACCGACCCUGACCGACGGGUUCCAGAGGCUCUCCAAGCUGGAGGAGCUUGUGUGCCUGCGAGACUAUCCGGCCCUGACGUUCAUGUCCCGGACUUUCACGGUCAACUGUUGGAGCCUAUGGCCCAAGCUGCGGCGUGUGGUGCUGUUUAGGGCCCCCAUAGGGAGCCACUGCUUUUGGUAUGACACUGCCAACACGCCUUCGCUGGAGCAAGUCAUGCUUGCGCGACCAUUGGACUUGGGGACGGCCAAUAUCAAGAACGACUACAAUGACAUGCUGAAGAAGUUCGACCACCUGGUACCACGGAAGCUCAAGAUAGUGUUAGCAGAUGUUGAAAACGACUUGCCGGAAGUACAGACGGCAAGUUGGGCAGAGUGCGAUCCAGAAGGGUUGAUUGCCGUUGAGAAAUAUCACAUACCCACCUCUUUCUAUGGCGACGAGGAGGCGGAUGAGUUGUGCUGUGGCUGGGUCAAGACAGCUGCGCUGAACGGCUCGAUAUGGAGCUGGGAAGGCCAGCCCGUGGCGGCUGCGCCGCUGGAUGUCGGCGAACAGUCAGUGGUGGUAGCAGAUGCGUGA
Messenger RNA from Colletotrichum spaethianum, 681 nucleotides. RefSeq lists its product as uncharacterized. The record is from RefSeq and is a predicted model, not a curated record. The coding region runs from base 1 to 681 and encodes 226 amino acids. The transcript has a single exon. Lineage: Eukaryota; Fungi; Ascomycota; Sordariomycetes; Glomerellales; Glomerellaceae.